UCAGGCCGUGAGGCAGCGGGGCAGCGGGGUAGCGGGGAGCCGUGCUCUCCCUGCGCUCGGUCGGAUCCUUCCUAAAGGGCCUGUCAGGCGAUUCGCUCGCUGUCUUUUCUGCUUGUGCGGGUAAAGGAAAAUUCCAUGAGAGAAUGAAUAAAGUCUUUCACGAGUGAGUGCCGUGAGCAUUGCUAAGUUGCUUAGCAAAUGACUGCGUUUUUACAGGUUUUGAAGUUUUCACAAAUCUCAACAAAUUCUGAAGGGAAAUUCAUGCAGCGCAUCGCCCUAAGAUGGAGAGGCUGAAAAUUUCUUUGAGCUGCUUUGCUAACUUUGUUAGUGUCAUGGUAAGAAAGGCAGAAGACAGCGACAGAAGGAUGUGAAAGGGUAGUCGGACACCUUGCACACUUAGUUUUCUGGAUCUUCGCCGCCCAGUAGAGACGCGGGGUUGAGCCGUACUGUAAGCGCAAAAUGCACAUUGAACCUACCAGACUUGGCACCAAAGGAAAAAAAAUUCUCAAUGACUUUUUUUUAUAUCGGUUACAUGUGGAAAAGGGAUAUAUUUUUUUAUAUGUUGAGUUGAAUGGAAUAUAUUGUUUAAUUUUCAUCUCUUUUUCAGUGUGGCUGCUGGAAACUUAAAUCAUGGCUAACACUGUAUUUCUGUCAGACAGUGCUGUUAUAUUCUGGUGAAGAAUACAGAGUCAACACGGCUUUCCUUUGCUCAGAAACCAUUGAUGGGAAGUGAACACUUGUUAAACUCGAAGAUUCAGUGAAUGGACCUAACUGGACUCUUUGAGCAUAUCAAUAAACAUGAGCGGUACAAAACCUGAUGUAUUGUGGGCACCACACCAAGUUGAUAGAUUUGUUGUAUGUGACUCUGAACUGAGCCUUUAUCAUGUGGAAUCUACUGUGAAUUCAGAACUCAAAGCUGGAUCUUUACGUUUAUCUGAAGACUCUGCAGCUACAUUAUUAUCAAUAAAUUCAGAUACACCGUAUAUGAAAUGUGUUGCCUGGUAUCUCAAUUAUGAUCCCGAAUGUCUCCUAGCAGUUGGACAAGCAAAUGGUCGAGUUGUACUUACAAGUCUUGGUCAAGAUCAUAACUCAAAAUUCAAAGAUUUGAUAGGAAAAGAAUUUGUUCCAAAACAUGCACGGCAAUGUAAUACCCUUGCAUGGAAUCCAUUGGAUAGUAACUGGCUUGCUGCUGGGCUAGAUAAACACAGAGCUGAUUUUUCAGUGCUGAUUUGGGAUAUUUGCAGCAAAUAUACUCCUGAUAUAGUACCUAUGGAGAAAGUGAGACUUUCAGCAGGUGAAACUGAAACAACAUUAUUAGUAACAAAACCUCUUUAUGAAUUAGGACAGAAUGAUGCUUGUCUUUCUCUUUGUUGGCUUCCACGAGACCAGAAACUUCUCCUUGCUGGUAUGCAUCGUAACCUAGCCAUAUUUGAUCUUCGGAAUACAAGCCAAAAGAUGUUUGUAAAUACAAAAGCUGUUCAGGGGGUGACAGUAGACCCCUACUUCCAUGAUCGUGUUGCUUCCUUCUAUGAAGGUCAGGUUGCAAUAUGGGAUCUAAGGAAAUUUGAGAAGCCAGUUUUGACUUUAACUGAGCAACCAAAGCCCUUAACAAAAGUAGCAUGGUGUCCAACUAGGACUGGUCUGCUUGCCACUUUGACAAGGGAUAGUAACAUUAUUAGAUUAUAUGAUAUGCAACACACACCCACUCCCAUUGGAGAUGAAACUGAACCCACAAUAAUUGAAAGAAGUGUGCAACCUUGUGACAAUUACAUUGCUUCUUUUGCUUGGCAUCCAACAAGUCAAAAUCGAAUGAUAGUUUUAACUCCCAACCGAACAAUGUCUGACUUCACUGUUUUUGAAAGGAUCUCUCUUGCCUGGAGCCCAAUUACAUCUUUAAUGUGGGCUUGUGGUCGUCAUUUGUAUGAAUGUGCAGAAGAAGAAAAUGAUAAUUCUUUAGAAAAAGAUAUAGCAACGAAGAUGCGCCUUCGGGCUUUAUCCAGGUACGGACUUGAUACAGAACAAGUGUGGAGAAACCAUAUUUUAGCUGGGAAUGAAGACCCACAGCUCAAGUCACUCUGGUAUACCCUGCACUUUAUGAAGCAGUAUACAGAAGAUAUGGAUCAGAAGUCUCCAGGAAACAAAGGAUCAUUGGUUUAUGCAGGAAUUAAAUCAAUUGUAAAAUCAUCUUUAGGAAUGGUGGAAAGCAGCAGACAUAAUUGGAGCGGUUUGGAUAAGCAAAAUGAUAUUCAGAAUUUAAAUGAAGAGAGAAUCUUAGCUUUACAGCUUUGUGGGUGGAUAAAGAAAGGAACAGAUGUAGAUGUAGGGCCGUUUUUGAAUUCCCUUGUACAAGAAGGGGAGUGGGAGAGAGCUGCUGCUGUGGCAUUGUUCAACUUGGAUAUUCGACGAGCAAUCCAAAUCCUGAAUGAAGGGGCAUCUUCAGAGAAAGGUGAUCUGAAUCUCAAUGUGGUAGCAAUGGCUUUAUCGGGUUAUACGGAUGAGAAAAACUCUCUUUGGAGAGAAAUGUGCAGCACUCUACGACUACAAUUAAAUAACCCGUAUCUGUGUGUCAUGUUUGCAUUUCUGACAAGUGAGACAGGAUCUUAUGAUGGAGUAUUGUAUGAAAACAAAGUUGCUGUACGUGACAGAGUGGCAUUUGCUUGUAAGUUCCUCAGUGAUAGUCAGUUAAAUAGAUAUAUUGAAAAGUUGACCAACGAAAUGAAAGAGGCUGGAAAUUUGGAAGGAAUACUGCUUACAGGCCUUACUAAAGAUGGAGUGGACUUAAUGGAGAGUUAUGUCGAUAGAACUGGAGAUGUCCAAACAGCAAGUUACUGCAUGUUGCAGGGCUCUCCUUUAGAUGUUCUUAAAGAUGAAAGAGUUCAGUACUGGAUUGAGAAUUACAGAAAUUUAUUAGAUGCCUGGAGGUUUUGGCACAAACGAGCUGAGUUUGAUAUUCACAGGAGUAAAUUGGAUCCUAGUUCUAAGCCUCUAGCACAGGUGUUUGUGAGUUGCAAUUUUUGUGGCAAGUCGAUCUCCUACAGCUGUUCAACCGUGCCUCAUCAAGGCAGAGGUUUUAGUCAGUAUGGUGUCAGUGGUUCACCAACAAAAUCUAAAGUCACAAGUUGUCCUGGCUGUCGAAAACCCCUUCCUCGAUGUGCACUUUGCCUCAUUAAUAUGGGAACACCUGUUUCUAGCUGUCCUGGAGGAUCCAAAUCAGAUGAAAAAGUAGACUUGAGCAAGGAUAAAAAAUUAGCUCAAUUUAACAACUGGUUCACAUGGUGUCACAAUUGCAGGCAUGGUGGACAUGCUGGUCAUAUGCUUAGUUGGUUCAGGGACCAUGCAGAGUGUCCCGUUUCUGCAUGCACAUGUAAAUGUAUGCAGUUGGAUACGACAGGAAAUCUGGUACCUGCAGAGACUGUCCAGCCAUAAAAUGUUAUCAUCUAAAGAGAAACCUUCAAGUGUGGAGCUUUCUAAUAGAUGUCCUUCAUAGCUCAAAAACGUACCUCAGAACAAGUCACUCAUGACUUUCCUGUAAUGGGAAAAUAAAUCAUUCUAUCAAAUCAGCAAUUUGAUGUUUGAGUGAUUUUGAUGUCCUUCAUAGAGACAAAUGCUGCUGAAGUGAACAUCGGUGUGUGGGCAUGAAUUCUGUUCAGAAGGUUGAAAAAGUUCAUUUUGGAAGAGUUUUUUAGGGUUUGUUGAAAUUAUGAACACUAUGCAAGCAGUUUCUGGGCUAACCCAGAGCAGACCUUGAACCUGUAUCUUCUAAGCUGAAAUUGGCUAUCAUUUCAGUAAAAUCUGUAUAUUUUUUAAAAUAGAAUAAAAUGACCAAUUUUUUACCUUUAGAAUUGGAGAACCCCUACCCCACAGUGGAGAAUAAGUUUCAUCAAGGAAUGGUUGGUAUAUAUUUCUUAAGGAGUCUUUUCCUUCAUACACUUUCAUUUCAAGAUAAUAAAUCUUUUGGUACAGGUCAUUAUUGUCUUCCUAAGAAAAGCCAAAAUUGGGAAUGUAUCUUACAACUUUUUCUCUUCUGAAGAGAAAAAUAUAUACCAUUUCAGGGGAACGUUUUAUAAAAUUACCAGUUUUUCAGC
Messenger RNA from Nyctereutes procyonoides (raccoon dog), 4085 nucleotides. It is a transcript of the gene MIOS, whose product is annotated as meiosis regulator for oocyte development. Gene Ontology annotation, biological process: cellular response to amino acid starvation; positive regulation of TORC1 signaling. NCBI's taxonomy places the organism in Eukaryota, Metazoa, Chordata, Mammalia, Carnivora, Canidae. The transcript has 11 exons. The record is from RefSeq and is a predicted model, not a curated record. The coding region runs from base 799 to 3426 and encodes 875 amino acids. Gene Ontology annotation, cellular component: cytoplasm. Gene Ontology annotation, molecular function: protein binding.